AAAAAACAAAAUGCAAAUGGUAUAAACAAACAAAGAAAACGAAGGGUGAGGCUAUUGGGCGUUGCACAUUGGAACACGAAAUCGGAAUCUGAUCAUUUAUGAUUUUAUGGUUCCAAUCAAAAAGGCAUAACAAUUUAAUAAUAAGUAGUUUGAGUAGCAGUAGCAGAAGGUUGUAUUAUUUUAUUAUGUAUGUUUUGGGGUCAGAGUAGAGUACGAACAGGAACAGCCAAGCCAUGACGACAAUGAGUUUUAGUAUUCUGAAUCCCACGUGCGACUCGGGCUUCCUCCCACUGAAGAAGACGCUCUCUUCCCCACAAACCCAAACAACUCCCAAUAAACUCAAACCCCAUAUUCUCUUCUCUCGGAGGUCUUCCAUGGAGGCUGUUGCUUCUUCUUCUUCUUCUUCUGCUGCAUCGCAUACUCAUACCAACAACAGCAGCAGCAGCAGCGGUGGCAGCCUGUGGAAGCAGCUGCACAAGGGCAUAGCCGAGUUUUACGACGAGUCUUCCAGUCUCUGGGAGAACAUCUGGGGAGACCACAUGCACCAUGGCUUCUACGACCCUGAUUCAUCAGAUGUCUCUCUUUCCGACCACAGAGCUGCCCAGAUUCGCAUGAUCGAGGAGGCCCUCCGAUUUGCUGGUGUGGGUUCGGACGAGGAGAGGAAGCCGAAGCAGUUGGUCGAUGUUGGAUGUGGGAUUGGAGGGAGCUCUCGAUACCUGGCCACCAAAUUUGGUGCCAAAUGUCACGGCAUCACUCUCAGUCCUGUCCAGGCGCAAAGGGCCAACGCUCUAGCAUCUGCUCAGGGAUUGGCUGAUAAGGUAUCAUUUCAAGUUGCAGAUGCUUUGGAGCAACCAUUCGAAGAUGGGCAAUUUGAUCUUGUUUGGUCCAUGGAGAGUGGCGAACACAUGCCUGACAAAGCAAAGUUUGUGAAUGAGCUGGUUCGAGUGGCAGCCCCAGAUGGCACCAUAAUAAUAGUGACAUGGUGCCAUAGAGAUCUUGGUGCUGGUGAGGAAUCAUUAGAGGAAUGGGAGCAAAAUCUGCUCAACAAGAUAUGCGAUGCUUUUUAUCUCCCGGCUUGGUGUUCCACUGCUCACUACGUCCAAUUGCUCGAAUCCCUCUCCCUUCAGGAUAUCAAAGCAGCAGAUUGGUCUGCAAAUGUUGCUCCUUUCUGGCCUGCUGUCAUACGCUCCGCCCUCACAUGGAAGGGCUUCACCUCGCUCCUGCGCAGUGGAAUGAAAACCAUAAAAGGAGCACUGGCAAUGCCAUUGAUGAUACAAGGAUUCAAGAAGGGUGUGAUCAAGUUCGCCAUCAUCACAUGUCGCAAACCCUAACAACAACACAAUAUUAUUAUUAUUCAUGUUCUGCAUUUUUAUUUUUUAUUGGGGGGAAUUUACUAAUGAAAUGCUUGGAUUGGAUUGGGGGGAAUCCAUGUUCCCACCCAUGCACCAAUGUCUUCUUUUCCUUUUUCUUUUGGCCUUUUUCAAAGUAAAACAUUGUUUCAUUUGAGUAGUUAGUGUGUGAUACGCUACUAGUACUAGUAGUAGGAGUGGCUUUAAGCUGAGAAAGUCACAUUGGAACUUAAUUACAAAUUAGUGGUUUAAUUUGCCAUUAAUGGUUUGGCAGUAACAAACUAACUACUACAUAAGCAAAAAUAAAUGCCCAUAUUAUUAUUA
Humulus lupulus (European hop) is the source of this 1673-nucleotide messenger RNA. Its product is annotated as tocopherol O-methyltransferase, chloroplastic-like. Bases 234 to 1331 code for a protein of 365 amino acids. The transcript is spliced from 5 exons. Gene Ontology annotation, molecular function: S-adenosylmethionine-dependent methyltransferase activity. The record is from RefSeq and is a predicted model, not a curated record. Lineage: Eukaryota; Viridiplantae; Streptophyta; Magnoliopsida; Rosales; Cannabaceae. Gene Ontology annotation, biological process: methylation.